UGGGGAACAGUAGAACAGCCAAGUGUGUACUGAUUGUAUCUGUGUGUGUGUGUGUAUGUGAAAAAGAGAGAGAGAGAGAUCGAGCGUGUUGUGUGUGUGUGAGAGAGAGAGAUCGAGCGUGUCUUAGAUGUGUGUGUGAGAGAGAUUGAGCGUGUGUGUGUGUGUCUGAGAGCAAGCGUGUCUUGGAUGUGUGUGUGUGUGUGUGUGUCUGUGAGAGAGAUUGAGCGUGUCGUGGGUGUGUCUGAGAGAGAUUGAGUGUGUCGUGGGGGUGUAUGUGUGUGUGAGAGAUCGAGCGUGUCUUGGAUGUGUGUAUGUGUGUGUGUCUGUGUGUGAGAGAGAUUGAGCGUGUCGUGGGUGUGUGUGUUGGGGAGAAUGGAGAGAGAGCAGUGCUGUAGUGUAGACCAGCAGUCUACGUUCUCCCCAUGACUGUGUGACUUCCUCUGGGUGCUCCGGUUUCCUCCCAAAGACGUGUGGGGCUUUGGAUCCAUGAGCCAGGCCGGCACUGGAAUGCUGUGAAAUUGUAGGGUCGGAAUCGGCUGACUGGAACCAAGGCCGUGAGGAAUCCCACAGCAACGGGGACCUUCAGGCGCCAGCAGUCCACUCCCGCACCUUCUCGCCAGGCCCUGGAUCCGGACUACUUGCUGCUUCUCAAUCUCUAAAUGCUUUUCGUUCUCGCAAAGGAGAAAUCCCCGAUUUGCUUUUGAGUGCGGACCAGAGUGGAUGAGUGGAGGAUGUCGGAGGGCUGGGAGGACUGCCCAGUGCUGCCGGUGGGCUGGAAGCGUCGUGAGGUGUUCCGCCGCUCCGGCGCCACCAUCGGCAAGUCAGACACCUAUUACUUGAGUCCCACAGCAGAGCGAUUCCGCAGCAAGGUGGAGUUAGUCAAGUACUUUGGAGAUGCGCUGGACCUCACCUAUUUUGACUUCAAGAAGGGAAUCAUCUUGCCUCCGGAUGCAAAGGUCAGGAGGUCGGGGAAACGUCAGAGCACCUCCUCAUGUGAGGUUAAGGAGGAGCAGAGGGACCGUUGCCAGACCCCGAAGAAGAAGGCCAAGGCUCCCCCUACCCCGAGCCCAGCCCAGCCCAAACCAGAGAAGGCCAGUGAGGCGGAGGGAUUAGCCGCGGACCCCCAGGACUCACUGAUCGUGUGUUGUGAGGACUGCCAGCAGUGGAUUCCGGGGGUGCUGUUCAGCCCCCGCAAGAGGCGCCUGCGAUUCUAUUGCGCCGAGUGCAGAGCGAAGCGACGGGAACUUGGGAGAAAGCUAAACUAUUACAAGCGUUUUGGCUGCGGUGAGUGCGAGGGCUGUGCCGUGGCCGCUGACUGCGGUGCGUGCCGGGGAUGUACUGCCGGGCACACCAACAGUGGCAGGAGGCGCAAGUGCAUCAGGAGGUCAUGUCAGAAACUGAAAGAGAUAAAGGCAGAGUCACGGUGCCGGAGAUCAUCAGGGGAACCAAAGAAAAAGGUGAAGUCCCACCUCCAGACGACAAAACGGACGGUGACACAGAGACCAGAGCCAGCAUACGUCACGUCUGAAGACAAGGAUGGUGCCCCGUGCAAAGUUCCAACGAGAAAGAUCCAAUCUCACCAGCAAGCAGAGAAGAUUUUGAAGAGAGCAAAGAUUAACCCAGUGCCCAAGGAGCCAGAGGUGGAGGAGGAGAAACCGGUGGUGAAGCCCUGCCCUCCGCUCAGUGAGGAGCCGGCCCCCGAAUCUCCAGACACUCCCACUGCAGUGACGGCAGACACGCCCGUCCAGACAAAAGGCAGCCGGAACCGCCGGAACAACCGGAGCUGUGGAGAGUGCGAGGCGUGCCUCCGCCUGGCUGACUGUGGCACAUGCGACUUCUGCAAGGACAAGGCCAAGUUCGGCGGUGCCAACACGUUGCGGCAGAAGUGCCGCUGGAAACAGUGCCUCUGCUUCGCCUCCAAGCGCCUGUUGCCCCGGGAGCUGAUGGGACAGGGCUCCUGGGCGGAGUGGGAGCCAGGGUGCCGGAGCGGGCGCCGGAGGUGGAAAGAGAACGCCUUCGCCAGCCGCAAGGUGGCCCGCGCCAUCCAGGCCGCCAGGAAGAGGAAGAUAUGCCAGUCAUCGGCGCCCGUGGCUGAGCCUGAGGCCAGCGGACGCCCGGAAGCGCCAGCACAGGUCCUGGCGCUGAUUGGCAAGGAGGAGGAGCCCUCGCGCCCACGCACCUCAUCGCCAGAGAGGGGGCAGGAGGCAGCCAUGCCUAGCCCAGUCAAGCCGGUGCGGGACAGCAGUGGGAGGGAGGACAACCCCCACAGCUCUCCAGAACAGAGGUCUCCACCCUCGGGCGAAGCCCUGAACCUCAAGAAGCUCCUGAUGGUGAUGAAGCCGUACGUGAAGGGAGCCCAGUCGUCCGAAGCCCCCGAACGGCCGUCGGUGAUCCGCGAGACCUCUGAAUGGCAGCUGAGCAGCGAGCAGAGGCGGCCGGUGGAUACCCCAGUGUUCCAGACAGCAGCGAUCUCCACCCCAGCAAAGCGUGUCACUCCAGAACGUGAACCUGAGCGCAUUCCGAGCACAACGGAAAUGUUGAGUGAGCAUGUCUCCUCCUCCCACCAAUCGGUGUCCCCUGUCAUUAAACAACAGGACCACAAGGAAAAAACCAGCAGCAGGAAGGCAUUGCAACGCUCCACGGAGGAACGUGAUGUGAACGGGUGUUCCAGCCAGGGUUCACCUCCCGUCACCAAGGAGGAACGCACAACCCCCAGCAGCAACAGGCAGCCCAUCUCGCCCAAGCGGCCGGCAGAGACAGAGGCCCGUACGCCCGGAAUUCCCAGCAAUUCUCGGAUUGUCAGGCGGGAGAGUCCGGAGCAGAACCCAGGAUACGGACAGUCGCCUCCAGCAGCGGUUGCAGCAGGUCAGUCAGUGACACAGCAGAGCCCAGAGGAGAGUAGCGGUGGUCCCGACGACAGCUCCGGUUUGCCAGUGAUCACGCAGAUCUUCAGCCUGGGUUCUCCCUACAUGAUGAUGUCCCUGGAGCCGCUGCUGCGGAACUUCAUGCAGGACCUGAUGCUGUUGCCGCUGCCGGCCUCCUGGGUGGUGUGCUCCUCACUGGGGCCCGACGUCCAGCUCAUCCAGCUGUCUCGCAAGUCGCCCGUCUGGGACGCCGCCGUGCACAUCCGCCCGGGCUUCUUCUUCCAGGUGCUGGUGCGGGGCCUGGCCGUGCCCCGCGGCCACCGUCUGUACCGCAGCCACCCCGCCCAGCUCACCACAGUUGACGACGUGGUCGACCUCAUCAGCGACCUCGAGACCUACCGGGUGUGCGCCGGCUACCCGCAGCACCGCAGCCUGAAGGCCACUCCGCCGGCCGUGGCUGCCCUCCUCCCGCGCGAGCGCUCCUCCUUCUGCGAGGUCCUGGUUGACAAGGAGCGUUGCUUCCAGUGCGCCAUCACCAUCUGAUUCCCCCAGCUCGCCGGACACGACGGAGGACAGCGGGAGGGAGGUGGUUUGUGGGAGCACGGUUGUGGAACGCUGGAUGGUGGCUUCGCACCUUCCUAAAUGAGCCCCCACCACUCCACCUGUUUAUCCCCGCCUCAGUACAUGACAUCGGGGAUGCCCCCCUUAGUCCCCGCGGUCCUCCCCGGGUCAGCUCGAGGUCAUCCGACACUAACCAGCACCUUUACCAGUGAUACCUUUUGCCUCCAGAGUUUCCCACCGUAUUCCAGGAAUUCUCUCCUGAGGCAAUCCCGUCGGAUCGGUCAUCAAUGGGAGUGGAGUACGGUGCAGGAGGAAGCAACAGGGGGCCAUCCUUGGGUCAAUCAGCUCUCUACUGCCCCUCCCAAUUCUGAUUUUUCUUGCACCCCUCCCCCCCCUUUCCCCAGGGACCCUUAGGCGUCAGACCAGAUGGAGUUCCAAUGCUGGGGUGCACAUGAUUCAGGACACACCGCCAUCUUCAGUGGGCAAGCUGAGCUCAGAGACACUGGGGGUGGGGGGAGACACAGUUGAAGGGAGGACUUUCCCGCUGUUGGCAGAGGGACUUUGCCCGAAUAAACCCCACCCCACUUCGACAAAUCCCCUCCCUGCUCCACUCAUUGGAGAGACUCCUUGUCCUCCCACCCUCUCUCUCCUGUCCCCUACCGCACUGCUCCACUCCCUGUUAUAGCCAGAGUUCUUUCCCAGCAGAUGUGAUGGACUGAGGUUAUUCCACCAGAUGUGGCCUGCAGCACAAUCCUCUCCCAGCAGAGCUCCCUCCUCACCACACCUCAUUGCGGUGCUCCCUCCUCAGUGCCCCUCCCUGCAGUGCUCCCCCAUGACCACCACCUCUCCCUCGGCAUGGCACUCUCUCCUCCCAGCCUCUCCUGCUGUGCGCCACGCCCUACAAACUGCCCCUCCCACAGUGCGGCACCCCCUCCUCACCACCCCUCCGACAGCAUGAUGCUGCCUCUUCACCACCCCUUCACCUUCCUCCAGGGAGCAGACAAGCCUACGGUGAGGUGACUGGAAAGAGGGAAUGGUUGGUUUGGGAUGGCCACUCUCCCCUUUCCCCUUUCUCCCUUCCCCGAGGAUACACGGGCAGUGAGACAGAGAGCAAGGUGUUGCAGGGGGGAAGAGGCGGGCAGAGAGCGAGAUAGGGAGUGAGCUGCCAUUCAACAGGAAAGAAAACCUCACCAUCUCCCCUCCCCGCUUCGCGCCAGCUCUCCGCCGGUGACCUGGGAAGGCCAAACAACCACCCCAACCGAAGCGAGCCCCCCCUCCCCCCCCCCACAGCUCUGGGCUAGCAGGAUCGUAAAGGCCAUCGGGACGCUUACUAACCAGAUAAACGUCGGGAAGGUAGAGAGACACUUUCUAUAGAGAACUAAAAUAUAUACGUAUAGACACACACACACACACACACACACACACACACACACACACACACACACACACACACAGACACACACACACACACACACACACCCCUACACAACCCUCAGAUAGGCUGUACACUUUGGAUGUAGGAUGAAGUUGUAAAUAGACUCCCUGAUAUUUUAAUGUACUGUGCCGAGCAGAGUCACAGGUUCAAACUUAUAUUCCUGCGGCUGCAGCUGGGGGCAGAGAGGUAGAAUUUACCCUGUGUAGUUUUCCAGUCAUCUCUGUUUGUGUUUUUAAGUUUUUUUUUGAUGUUUUAUUUUAAUAAAAUCUCCUUUUGUGUCUUGUCUUCUGACCUCCCUGUCUCCCU
Molecule: messenger RNA, 5166 nt
Organism: Mobula hypostoma (lesser devil ray)
Lineage: Eukaryota; Metazoa; Chordata; Chondrichthyes; Myliobatiformes; Myliobatidae
Product: methyl-CpG-binding domain protein 1-like
Exons: 25
Coding region: 732-3407 (891 amino acids)
Cellular component (GO): Set1C/COMPASS complex
Molecular function (GO): zinc ion binding; DNA binding
Source: RefSeq, a predicted model, not a curated record